AUGGCUCCCCGUGUUUCUCCACGGCAGCGGUGCGGCAUGAGCACAUCGGCCAAAGGGUUGCACCACCCGACUUGGGAGCGCAAGAGAUGGAUAUCAGACAAGACCUCGUUCCCCCUCCACUCGCUCUCCUUCCCGCCUUCAUUCCGACCUCGCUUGGCAGAGACACCGUACAGUACUCUGGACGAUGUCGCCCACCGCACGUGCCAUCGAGUCGCGCAACAUCCAGGCGACCCGCACGCAACACCCGACGGUCGGAAGACAAGACUGGGUCACGAACAAUUUUCGCUCGUCCGCCGUUGA
Messenger RNA from Fibroporia radiculosa, 300 nucleotides. RefSeq lists its product as uncharacterized. Lineage: Eukaryota; Fungi; Basidiomycota; Agaricomycetes; Polyporales; Fibroporiaceae. Bases 1 to 300 code for a protein of 99 amino acids. The transcript has 2 exons. The record is from RefSeq and is a predicted model, not a curated record.